AUGGCUUCCACCUGCCUCUCCCUUUGCUUGCACGCCUCCUCGCCCUCGUCCUCGUCUCCCGGACCCCGCCGAUCCUCCCUCGCCUUCUCCUUGUCCUCCUCGUGCUCCAAGUCCAAGAGAACGCUCAAGGUCAGGGCCAAGGCGCUCAGGGAGGACUGGAGGCAGAAAUCCAAGCCCAUCCCUCCUGGCGCCGUCUACCCUGCCAAGGACCACUGCAGCCAUUGUGGGCUCUGCGACACAUACUACGUUGCGCAUGUCAAGACUGCCUGUGCCUUCCUGGGAGACGGCAUGUCCCGUGUCGAGGAUCUUGAGCCACAAGUCCACGGGAGAGGCCGGAAGGAAGGCAUGGAUGAAAUGUACUUUGGAGUCUAUGAUCAACUCUUGUAUGCCAGGAAGACCGAACCUGUUCAAGGAGCUCAGUGGACGGGAAUAGUGACAACAAUCGCAGUUGAGAUGCUGAAAGCAAAUAUGGUCGAUGCUGUGGUUUGUGUACAAAGUGAUCCUGACGACAGGCUUGCUCCAAGGCCGGUUUUGGCCAGGACACCAGAUGAAGUAAUUGCAGCCAAAGGUGUGAAGCCAACAUUAUCACCAAAUCUCAAUACUCUUGCCUUAGUCGAGGCAGCUGGUGUAAAGCGGCUUCUUUUCUGUGGUGUGGGCUGUCAAGUGCAAGCUUUGAGAUCUGUAGAAAAGUACCUUGGUUUGGAAAAGCUUUAUGUGCUUGGCACAAACUGUGUUGACAAUGGUACACGUGAAGGGCUUGAUAAAUUCUUGAAAGCGGCAAGCAGUGAGCCAGAAACUGUUAUGCAUUAUGAAUUUAUGCAAGACUACAAGGUGCACCUAAAGCAUUUAGAUGGGCACAUUGAAGAGGUUCCCUAUUUUUGCCUGCCAGCAAACGACCUGGUAGAUGUUAUUGCACCAUCAUGCUAUAGCUGCUUUGACUACACAAAUGGCUUGGCGGAUUUGGUGGUGGGAUAUAUGGGAGUACCAAAAUAUGCUGGAGUCUCCAUGACACAGCAUCCUCAGUACAUUACAGUCAGGAACGAUCGUGGAUGGGAGAUGCUCAGCCUGGUAGAUGGCCUUCUGGAGAGCACACCUACUAUUAGCAGUGGCUCCAGGCAACCAUUUGUUAUGGAGACAGUGAAAGCUGACGAUGCUGCAAAAUUGGGGAAAGGCCCUUCGAAACCAGCUCCUAGAUUUGUCGGCGACAUUCUGGCCUUCCUGCUGAACCUGGUUGGACCCAAGGGUCUGGAGUUCGCACGCUACUCUCUGGAUUAUCACACCAUUCGGAAUUACCUGCACGUUAGGCGGGCAUGGGGAAAACAGAGAGCUGAGCAGCACAUCCCCGGGUAUGCCAAGAAGAUCGUGGAGGCCUACGACAAGGACGGACGGAUCGAGGCAAUGGUUACGCAGUCAACUGACUGA
Miscanthus lutarioriparius is the source of this 1422-nucleotide messenger RNA. The record is from the annotation of a GenBank genome assembly. NCBI's taxonomy places the organism in Eukaryota, Viridiplantae, Streptophyta, Magnoliopsida, Poales, Poaceae.